AUGCAGCAACAGGAAUGCCAAUUAAAGCUAGCACAAGAACGAUACAUAUUAGCAGAGCAACAGAGACGUUAUCAAGCGCAACAACAACCGCAUCAAGAGCAUCAAAAACACCUUAAUCUUCCACAACUACCACUACAAUUCCAACAACCCCAACAAGCUCAGCCAUCACUAUUCUGCUCUGGAACAGGAUCUCGAUUUGAUGCUCGGUCUAUCGGGUCUACUUACUCUACCACUCCUUCAACACCUUGCCCCUGGGUCGUUGCCGCAUCAGCUCAGAUCUCUCCACUUCAACCAAAAGAGACGGCUUGUCCAGAUGUCGGAAUGGUAGAUGUUUGUUCAAUGGUUGUCGAAGACGAUCGAAUGGAUUUGGAGCACCAAGAUGUUGUUGAUGAGAAUAAGAUGAUCAUUGAUGGGUUCGAGAUGGAUUGUGUGAUGAUGGAAGUUGACCUUUUAUCUGAUGAUGUAGAUUGUUUCAUGCAAUAA
Melampsora larici-populina 98AG31 is the source of this 483-nucleotide messenger RNA. RefSeq lists its product as uncharacterized. The record is from RefSeq and is a predicted model, not a curated record. Lineage: Eukaryota; Fungi; Basidiomycota; Pucciniomycetes; Pucciniales; Melampsoraceae. The transcript has a single exon. Bases 1 to 483 code for a protein of 160 amino acids.